This is a messenger RNA of Mizuhopecten yessoensis (Yesso scallop), 2326 nucleotides long. RefSeq lists its product as uncharacterized. Bases 119 to 802 code for a protein of 227 amino acids. The transcript is spliced from 3 exons. Gene Ontology annotation, cellular component: plasma membrane. Lineage: Eukaryota; Metazoa; Mollusca; Bivalvia; Pectinida; Pectinidae. The record is from RefSeq and is a predicted model, not a curated record.
UAAUUGAAGCAUGAUCGAAAGUAUAGAUAUGCACUUGGACGAAGUUGACAAGACGGCUGUAUUGUGUGCAGGUGCGCAGACAAGUAGAACGGACGGUGGACAGUAAGUGACUUAAGACAUGUUUGGUAAUGCCACCGUUACAGACGAGGAGACGGACUCCGCCCUAACGCUAUGGGAUUACAUGAACUUACACCACGAUGUCAAAAAGAGUGACAUCAUCCUAGUGCUGGGUAACCACGAUACCAGGACUGCCGAGUAUGCUGCCAAAUUAUUUCUGGGCGGCUAUGCAGACUGGCUGAUGUUCUCGGGCGACAAGGGAGUACUCACAAUAGGUAAGUGGGAUAAAACAGAAGCUGAGGUAUUCUGUGACGUAGCCUUAAAAAUGGGCGUCCCAAGGGAGAAAAUCAUACUGGAAACCGAGGCAACGAACACAGGAAAAAAUGUCUCGUUUUCCUACAAAGUUCUCCAGAAGCUGAACCUUCUCAAGACUUUACAUAGCUACAUACUUAUACAGAUGCCUCACAUGGAGCGACGUGUUUAUGCAACUUUUAUGAAACAGUGGCCAGGGGACGCAACCAGUCUGGACGUUACUGUGUCGUCACCGUCCAUUCCAAUGUUGGAGUACCCUAAUGACCAUGUAGGCUCGCUACAUGACAUGGUCACUGUGUUGGUGGGGUCUUUCUACAGGGUCAAGAUCUACCCAGAUGUAGGUUUUCAGAUAGAACAGCACAUUCCGGAACAAGCAUGGUUGUGUUACGAGAAAUUAAUCAAAACUGGAAAAUAUAGCGGACAUAUGAUUUAGAGUUUGUACCAUUGUCUGCUUAUAAACUGAAUCAGAAUUAAUUUUUAAACUAUCAACACAUACUAAGCGUUCCUUUUUCUCUCAUAUUAAAACAUGGUCAGAACUAUUUGUUUACCUGCAAUUCAUAACACUCUCUCCUGUCUGAUGGAUUUAUGAUUUCCUAAGUUGAGCUAGGUGUUUGCCAAAAUUAAGCUACAUAUCAUCAAAAAUACAAAUGGAGAAGCGUUAUGGCAAAUAGCCAACAUCCGUGAAUUUCCGUGACAUUUUACAUAAACAUGUGGGAGGAGUUAUGCAAAUAUAUAUCUACAUUGGUACAUAAUUUUUUGACCUCAUCAACGAAAGUACUUUUUUUGAGGAAUAAUCAUUCUGUGAUAUAUUUCAUUGAAUCAAAUUCAUCUAAUACUUUGUUAAAAUAUAACAGAUUAAUACUAGUGAUUGUCAAGGUCUUAUAAAUAAUAUAGUUUUUACACGAAAUAAACUUUUAAAAAUAUAGUCAAAUUUUCAUUGUGACAUAAUUAUAACAUUUAUAGAACUGUAAAAUGUAAACAAUCUUCAAUGGCAUUUAUAGUACUGUGUUUGCCAAUGUUGUUUGGUAUCUGUAUUUAAGGAUUGGCUUUCUCUUUUAUCUGCCAAGUUUAUGAGUACUCCAACAGUGUUAGAGGUUUAACACAGUGAGUUAUUUUUGACAAGCGCCAUGCAACGAGUCGAUAUAAUCAUAUGCGAUAAAAACUAGCCCACCAACGGCCUCUUAUGUGAAAGGAGUAGUUUAUGAGGUGUUCAGGUGGUGCAUUGGAUAGCGCACUCACCUUUCACAAAGGCAGCCGGGGUUUGAUUCCCGGAUCAGAUGUGAAUAGGUAUGGGGUCACCUGCCCAAAGACGUUGGUUUUCUCUGGGUACUGUGGAUUCCUCCCACAUUCAGACCCUCUGCGCAGUAGCAUCUGGGCCAACAAGAGAGAUUCAUACAAGUUGAAAAAUAACUUGUUUCAUAAUUGAUGUAAAAAUAAAUAAAGUUUUUAUUAUAUGUUUAUGAGGUGAUAACUACAGUCAAACUUCAGUGCAACUUUAGCAAAAACUGCUAACUAUAUAUAGAAUUACUAGAUUAUUUGUCACAUCAAUGCCAAUGUAUUUAUAUAGUUGAAUAACAUGCUACUGUUGGCAUUAUGGUUUCACAAUGUAGACACAGGAUACCAUGUUAGCACUGAAUCAAUUUUUUUAUUAAAAGAAACAAACACAUAAAAAAUUGUAUUAGAUUUUAUUUAUGCCUUCCCUAUAUAUAGCUAGAUUACUAUUUUCCCUAUAAUUUAAUAGCAACAUUGACAUAUACCCGGUAAGUAUUGAUUUGCUUUCUGAUGGCAAUCUUCAGUAAUACGAGUGCCCACUCAUAUUUUCCCCGAUUGCCUUUUAAAAGCAACUUAAUGCUUUAAAUACAUUACACAUAUAAAAGAUUUACAAAAUCACUUAUUUUUGUGAGAUAGACAAGCUCACAUGCACACAUAUCAAAGAGUAUGUUUUCUCUCCCAUUUU